Fukomys damarensis (Damara mole-rat) is the source of this 7978-nucleotide messenger RNA. It is a transcript of the gene Rbm19, whose product is annotated as RNA binding motif protein 19. NCBI's taxonomy places the organism in Eukaryota, Metazoa, Chordata, Mammalia, Rodentia, Bathyergidae. Gene Ontology annotation, molecular function: RNA binding. Bases 134 to 3016 code for a protein of 960 amino acids. The record is from RefSeq and is a predicted model, not a curated record. The transcript has 25 exons.
UCCGGGUGGGCUGUGCCACGUGACCGUUCCGUCUCGCUAAAGAUGGCGUCUUCCAGGGCAGCAGCGUGAAAGUUGGAGUCGGAAGACGUUGUCCCGUGGUGCUGGGAUAAAAAGCAGACGAGGAUCUUUCGCCAUGUCGCGACUGAUCGUGAAGAACCUCCCGAAUGGGAUGAAGGAGGAGCGUUUCCGGCAGCUGUUCGCCGCCUUCGGCACACUGACUGACUGCAGCCUCAAGUUCACCCAAGACGGCAAGUUCCGCAAGUUCGGCUUCAUCGGCUUCAAAGCAGAGGCGGAGGCCCAGAGGGCCCUGAGCCACUUCAACAAGAGCUUCAUCGACACGGCCCGCGUCACGGUGGAGUUCUGCAAGUCCUUUGGGGACCCGACAAAGCCCCGAGCCUGGAGCAAACAUGCCCAGAAACCGAGCGGGCCCAAGACAUCUUCACAAGACUCUGCUUGCCUGGAAACUAAGAAAGACAAGAAGAGGGAGCCGAGUGAACUGGAGAAGCUGAAGGAAGACACCGAGUUCCAGGAGUUCCUGUCGGUUCACCAGAAGAGGACGCAGGCAGCCACCUGGGCAAAUGACGCGCUGGACACUGAGCCCCCUAAAGGGAAGAGCAAGCCAGCCAGCGACUAUCUGAACUUCGACUCCGACUCGGGGCAGGAGAGUGAGCAGGAUGAGGAGGAGGAGGAGGCAGCCAGGGAGGAGCUGGAAGAGGAGCAGGGCCUCGAGCCCAAGGCGGCCGUGCAGAAGGAGCUGUCAGACAUGGACUACCUGAAAUCCAAGAUGGUGCAGGCUGGCUCAGCCUCGUCCUCGGAGGAGGAGGAGGAGGAAGAGAGUGAAGACGGAGCCGUGAACUGCGACGAGGAGAGUGAGGCCGAGGAAGAGCAGGAGACAGAGCACAGGGUGGCCAGCCUGUCACACGGGGCCCUGCCUGGGCGUGGGAGACCCCAGGACUCGGGAGCCGAGACGGAGAAACCAGCAAACCAGAAGGAGCCCACCACCCCUCACACCGUGAAGCUGCGGGGUGCCCCGUUCAGCGUCACAGAGAAAAAUGUUAUAGACUUCCUGGCUCCCCUGAAGCCAGUGGCCGUUCGGAUAGUGAGAAAUGCUCACGGGAACAAAACAGGGUACAUCUUUGUGGAUUUCAGCAGCGAAGAGGAAGUGAGGAAAGCGCUGAAAUGCAACCGGGAGUACAUGGGUGGACGCUAUAUCGAGGUAUUCAGGGAGAAGCAGGUCCCCAAGGCCAAGGCGCCCCUGAAGGGCAGCACCAAAUCUUGGCAAGGCCGCACGCUCGGGGAGAACGAGGAGGAGGAGGACCUGGCUGACUCUGGGCGGCUCUUUGUGCGCAACCUGCCCUACACCAGCACGGAGGAGGACUUGGAGCAGCUCUUCUCCGCCUACGGGCCCCUGUCGGAGCUGCACUUCCCCAUCGACAGCCUGACCAAGAAGCCCAAGGGCUUCGCCUUCGUCACCUUCCUGUUCCCAGAACAUGCCGUGAGAGCCUACGCGGCUGUGGACGGGCAGGUGUUCCAGGGCAGGAUGCUGCAUGUGUUGCCGUCCACCAUCAGGAAGGAGGCCAGCGAGGAGGCCGCUGCCCCGGGGUCAUCUUACAAGAGGAAGAAGGACUCCAAGGACAAAGCCAACAGCACCAGCUCCCACAACUGGAACACGCUGUUCAUGGGGCCAAAUGCCGUGGCCGACGCCAUCGCACAGAAGUACAAUGCCACCAAGAGCCAAGUGUUUGACCAUGAGACCAAGGGCAGUGUGGCUGUGCGCGUGGCCCUGGGGGAGACGCAGCUGGUCCAGGAAGUGCGGCGCUUCCUCCUCGACAGUGGGGUGUGCCUGGACUCCUUCAGCCAGGCCACAGCGGAGCGAAGCAAGACGGUGAUUCUGGCCAAGAACCUCCCGGCAGGCACCCUGGCGGCCGAGCUGCAGGAGAUCUUCGGCCGUUUCGGCAGCCUGGGCCGCGUGCUACUGCCAGAAGGUGGCAUCACAGCCAUCGUGGAGUUCCUGGAGCCCCUGGAGGCCCGCAAGGCCUUCAGACACCUGGCCUAUUCCAAGUUCCACCACGUGCCCCUCUAUCUGGAGUGGGCCCCCAUCGGCGUCUUCUCCAGCACAGCCCCGCGAGACAAAGCACCCCAGGACACACUGGCACAGCCUUCAGGAAAGGACGGGGCGGAGCCAAAAGCCGCUGACCGCGAGACCCCAGAAAAUGAAAAGCCAGCAGAUGAAGGAGCGGCAGUCUCCACAACCAAGAUGGAAGAGGAGGAGGAGGAGGAGGAGGAGGAGGAGGAGGAAGAAGAUGAGAGUCUUCCAGGGUGUACUCUGUUUAUUAAAAACCUCAACUUUGAUACCACAGAGGAGACACUGAAGGAAGUGUUUUCCAAAGCGGGGGUGGUGAGGAACUGUUCUGUCUCCAAGAAGAAAAACAAAGCAGGCGCGCUCCUGUCCAUGGGCUUCGGAUUUGUGGAGUACCGGAAGCCGGAGUACGCACAGAAAGCCCUCAGGCAGCUCCAGGGUCACAUCGUGGACGGCCACAAGCUGGAGGUGCGGAUCUCAGAACGAGCCACCAAGCCAGCCCCUACGUCUGCCCGGAAGAAGCAAGUUCCCCAGAAGCAGACAACCUCCAAGAUCCUGGUGCGGAACAUCCCCUUCCAAGCUGACCGCCGCGAGAUCCGGGAACUGUUCAGCACCUUCGGGGAGCUGAAGACGGUCCGUUUGCCGAAGAAAAUGACAGGGACAGGCACGCACAGAGGGUUCGGCUUCGUGGACUUCCUCACGAAGCAGGAUGCAAAGCGCGCCUUCAACGCCCUGUGUCACAGCACCCACUUGUACGGCCGGAGGCUAGUCCUGGAGUGGGCGGAGUCCGAGGUGACCCUGCAGGCCCUGCGGCGGAAAACGGCUGAACGCUUCCACGAGCCCCCGAGGAAGAAGCGGUCUGCAGUGUUGGAUGGGAUCCUGGGGCAGCUGGAGGACAGCGCAAGCGACGGCGAGGAGCAGAGCCGUCAGCUGUGAGCUGCACCGCCAGGGCUACCCCAGGAAGCCACCACCUCCGUCCCAAGGAUGAGGCCCCCAUCCUGUGCAUCCUGGUCUCGGGGACCUCGAGCCUGCUCCUGUCACCCUGGGACAUUUCCGAGCAGCUUCAGCGCUGGGCUGACUGGCCGUGCCACACGCAGAGUGGGGACUGUGCACACACUGAGGGUCUUGCCCAAGACAGCAGUCUCCGGCCAGGAUCGCCCUGGGCACACCCUCCCCAGCCCAGGCAGGGCCAGCACAGCCCAAGGCCAGGUGACACAGAGGAGAGAGGGCCACGGCCCCUCAGCCCCAGGCUGCGUCCACACACAGCCACUCCAGCCUGGCACCCCGAUGCUUGACCGUUCCUGGGGUGCGGUGGGGGGCUUGACAGCAGUGAUUGGGUCCACUAAAUCCAGACGUUCACCUGCACUUGUGGCCUCCUUCAUUUGGGACCCAAGGUGACCUCUAGGGAGGCUCCUGUGUGAAUCCAAGUCCCUGCGUUUCGGUGCCUGUGAGGCUCCAGGCCCCGGCAGCUCUCAGCGUGGCCCAGCCCCCCAGCCAGGCUGUGGGUGUCACAUACACCCACCCCAACUUGCCCCUGAGAACUGGCAGUGAGUGACGAGCCCAGAGUGUCUGUGCCCAGCUUCUCAUUGAGGUGCCCUGAAGCGGGGUGGGCUCGGGACCAGGCUCCCAAGAGGGGUGGGGGUGAAGGGGGUUGCAGGGCUGGGCCCCUCCCGCUCCGCCUGCUGCUCGUCUGUGCUGGGCUGUAGCACCUCCUGCUUGAGCCCGGUGUGUGUGGUUUCUACACGUGUCCCCACCCCAACGGCGGGGCACAGCCUCAUGGUCACCAAAAGUGACAGCCCUGUGGGCCUGAUAGGACCAGGCAGAGACACCGGGCCUGAUCCCCUGCUGUUGGGCAUCUUGAUCCUGGUGACAACCUCGGCGGCUUCCCCCGCAUCGUUGGUCUCCUCCUCACCCCUACACUUCGUGCUGUGAGUAGCACCUGUCCCAGGGAGCUCCAGGCACCCGUCCUGGGUCACACAGCGUGGGCGGGGUAUGCAUGGCUGCCUGACCCCAGACUCGGGACACAGGAGUGCGGGGCUGGAGGAGGAGCUGCUCCAGACUUGGCUGGGGUGAGGAGGCUGCCCUGUCCCGUCCCUAUCUAGUGUCCCCGAAGGCUCCUGUGUGACAGCUGGAUCACAGGUCCGCUGGCUUCCCGCAUGGUUUCUCCUCGGCCAGAUGUGCUGUUAGGAGGUGUCCCCAGGUGCCCCGUGAGGUCUCCUGUCCCUUGCUCUCUGCUGCCUCGGGUGAACAGCUGUCCUCACGCGUCUCCAUGCUCUCCCUGCCCCAUGGAAAGUGAGCCAGAUGAGCCUCCUCGUACUUAAGUUGUGGGUGGUAGGUAUUUUGUGCCAGUAAAGGAAAUGUGACCAAGGCACCCCUCAGCCUGGUCGCUGCGCCCCCGUCCUGGAGUCCAGGGGAGUUCCGGGGAGUGGGGCUGUACACAAGUAGCCCCGGGGUCCCUGUCGCCCCCUCCCGUCACCCCACAGUAGCCUCCGUUCUUCACAGGCAGCCAGCAGGCCUGUGGCUGAAGGCAGGAGCUGGAUCGCACCGCCCAUGGUCUAAGUCACUAAGGCCCUAACCAUCUCGCGGUGCCCGGGGCUCCCAGCAGGUCCCCGCCUUGGGCCUUUGCACGAGCUCUGUCUCCCUCCCAGGGUCCCAGCCUUUCGUCUUUCCGGUGUGGCUCCUCAUUCCCCCCUGAGGUCCGAGUGCAGAUUCACUUGAGCUCAAUCCCCUGAGCAGUUCAUGUGUCCCUGUCCCCGGUCCUUUCAGUCAGUGCACUCAGUGGAGGAACAGUCCGAAGUCUGAUCCGGGAGCUCCAUGCCCCGAGCCCUUUUCCCCUUUCGGGGAGCGCUGUGAGCCCUGGGCUGUUACUUACAGUCGCCAUCAUCGUCCCGUCAUGUUGAGGUUGGUGGAGCGAGCCGGGUGUGCAGCCGCCCAGCCCAGAGGACAGAGUGGAGGGGCCAGGGACACUAGGAAGGCAGUUGUGCGGGGACUCGUCCACCAGGGUGUGUGGGCCGAGUCGAGACUGGGCCAUGGCAGCAAGGGAGUGACCGUCACCAUCUCACAGGGAGCCUCCGGGACAGCAGAGCACAGGGAGAUCGCCAUCCCGGAAGUGACGCCCGGAGGCUCAGCGGGGCAAGGCGAUGGCCGGGAUGAGCUGCCGGUGCUAAGUCGCUCAGUCGGGUCAUCAGGUGCAGGAGGCAAAGAACUGCGACAGGGCAAGUGCCGGGAGAGCCAGUGGGAACCAGGGACACGGGGGCCAUGGCGUGGGCGCCAAGACGAGGCCACCAGCCUGGGGUGCUCAGCAGAGGGCCUCAGGUUCCUGCUGCUCCUCACCCCCAUCCCACCGGUGCCCACCUGGGGCUGGCAGAGAAGCCAGGGCACCCCUGCCCCUGAGGGCUCCCUGCCGACGGUGCAGCCCUGACUCGGGCACCCCACCCGCCCUUCAUGCACCCUGCUGUUGUCCCUACCCUCUGGCCUGUGCUCUUCUGACUCCCAGGGGGUCGGCGCCAUCAGAGGCCUGCCGGGCAGAGGGGGCCCUGGAGGAGGCCUGCCGGCUGGGGCAGACACUGGAUGGCAGCCUGCGUGGCCUAUGCAUGCGGGGUGCCUGGGGCUGAGGCCCGAGAAGCCUGACAACCAGAUGGAGGCGGGCAGGGUGGAGUGACCUCGGAGGGAGAGGAGUAGCGGGCUGCCAUACGGAAGCUAGAGAAGAACGUCUGUGCCCUGAGUCUUCUCAAGAUAAGCAGACCUCCAGAGAGGCCCGCAGGAGUUUCCAGGCGAGCGCCAUUGCUAGGGCUGCCCCAGAAGGAAGUCAUCCCAGGCUCAGCAGCCCAUGCCAGAGGCUCAGGGUAGCACCGCCGAGCCUAGUAGGGAGAAGCCAUGAUGAAAGGGGUGGAGGAUCCAUUGGGGGUCCCCACCUGGCACCCCAGGGUGAGCAGGGCACAGUGACCCAGCUGUUCCUUACACAGGUCCUGGGACCGGAGUGGCCCAGGUCGCUGUGUCUGCUGGGCCUUUGCCUGUAGGUCCUGUUCAGGGUGGGCAGGGCCCACUGCACAGGGGUCAAACUUCGCUCUCCAAAGCCCACUCGGGGUGGGGGCAGAUCCACAGUUGACAGGAGAGUCCUGGGUGUGGGUGACCCCCAGCUCCAGCUCCGCCUCCCUUGCCCCAAAACGAGCUGCGUCCUUUAGCCAGCUGCAGCCCCUGUGAGUGGCACCCAGAGUGAGGACAGCAGCCUGGCAUGUCCUCUGGCUCCUAGCUGGGUGGCCCCAGGGUCUGUAGUGUGGAGUCUCCAGCAGCCAGCCAGCCGAGGUGUCCCACAUCCUCCCUGCCCUCCAGCGCCUCCCCAAGAUUUCCUUUUUGUCUUGUAAGGGCCCUCAGCCGCUCCUGUGUCUCAGGCUUUGGUGAACAGAGCCCAGCUCGGUUUCAACAUCUAAUUCAAUUUGUUCUGCCGAGAUUGAAAUAUGAAAUGGUUGCCAGUCAAAUGUUCAAGGGUCGGGGGAGGGAGAGGGAGCGCCUGCUGAAAUUUAAAUUUUAAUGAAAAUGACUUUAAGCCUUUGGUGUACCUUGGGGGAGUGCAGCGCCCCCUCCCAUCCCCGGAAGAGAGCCCGGCGGGGGCUCCGUCGUCUUCACUGUCCCUCCCUCUCCGAGGUCACUGGCCUCGUGGUCAGUGUCCCCCAUCCUGCCUUGGCCGUGGAAGUGGCACCUUCCCCAAGCCCCGUAUGGGACACGCCAGCGUGCUGAGACGAUCCAGUGACCCCAGCUGCCUCCUCGCCCCUCUCCUUCCUGUGGUCCCCCUCUCUCCUCCCAGCCGCUUACCGGACAUGUGGAAACAGAGCCUCCAAGAGUGGGCGACAUUCCCGAGAGAAGGGUGUGCAAGGAGCCAGCGCCGGUUCACUAGGCAGGACGGGUCGGGCAGCAGCCACUGUGGGGCUCAGCCUGGCACUGGGGCUGGGAGGGGAGCACACUGCAUCUGCUGUCACUGAGGUGACUCGGGGAGGCAGAGCCUGGAGAGAGGAAGGAGGGACCCUGGGGGGAGCAGUGCCCGGCACCCGGCCUGGGACUGCAGCCAGCUGAGCAGCUGAGCAGCUGCCGAGGUCUGGGGCAGCCUGAGCCGCGGGGUUUCCGACACUGCAGGUGAGGGGCAGCAGGUGUGUGUCUGAGUGCAGGAGGGGGACACACGAAAGACCAAGCAGGAGACUGUCCUUUCACCUUUAAGAAAUCCAAGAGGCACUGUAGAGACUCAGCCCUCUCGAGACAGCCAGGAAAUCCUAGCACAGCUCAGAAGUUUCCAGGUUUGUUACUGUUUGUGGCACCAGGGAUGGAACCUGGGCCUGGUGCUUUCUAGGCGAGCGCUCCGCCACCCAGCUGUACCAAGGGACUCAGUUCAUUCGGAAGCCACUGUCAUAUAACUCUAAAUGCUUUUGGUCACAGAACCCUAUUUCCAAACAAGUAUGAUGUGGGCGCUGGGUACUUAGCUCAGUGGUGCCGCUGCCUGCCUCACAAGUGCAAGGUCCCAAGUUCGAUCAAGUUACCAAAAAACUAAAACAAAGCGAAAACUAUUGCAUUUAAAGUUUGGGUACAGGGCCUGGCCCUCCCACAUUCACGUCCUGCUCAGUGCCUCGGCAAUGUGAGAACCACCCCCAGGAGCAGGAGCCUGGACCCAAGUGGGGGAGAUGGUUUUAGGGCCCAGGGAAGUUUUUAAUUUAUGGCUUUGUUUUUUCAUGUUUGCCACAACUACAGAUCCAUAACUACCUCAGCCAGCCUGUGGUGUGCCGGGCUAUAAGGAAAGUUAGUAUAAACAAAUAUAUUAAGUGUAUGAAAAUAAAACAAAAGUAAUAAAGAAUUGGCAUGAGUCAUUCAAAAUACAAGUCAGCCAACUGCUGCCCGUUUGUAUAAAUAAAG